UUCCCAAAAGCCCCUUCUCUUGAUAGCCACAAUAUGUCUAUCGUUGCUUCUUCAUCACUGCUUGUUUCUCCUUCAAACCCUAAAACUAAUGCCACAUCCAAGUUGGAUCGACAAUCUGCAGAUUUUCAUCCUUGUCUUUGGAAUGAUUAUUUCCUUCAAUAUGCUUCUGACGAUUUGGAAGUUGGUGAUGAAAUGAAGAAAAAUAUUGAAACAUUGAAAGAAGAAGUGAGGGAGAUGCUUAUCUCUACCAUGGAGACGCCCUUGAAGAAAGCUGAAGUGGUUGAAUCAAUUCAAUGUUUGGGUUUGUCAUAUCACUUUGAGCUUGAGAUUGAUCAAAUAUUGAAGCAGAUUCAAAAUGAUUGUGUUGAAAAUAAUGAAAUAACUCUUACUGGAGAUCUGCAUUCUCUAGCCCUACUCUUCAAGUUACUGAGACAACAUGGAUAUCUUGUUUCACCUGCAAAACUCAAAUAUGUCUUAAAGCAAUGUCCAUAUAGGGGAAUACAAAGGCUAGAGGCACGAAAGUACAUCUCAAUCUACCACCUUCAUCCUUCCUAUAAUGAAGUUCUUUUGACCUUAGCAAAAUUAGACUUCAACGCACUCCAAAAACUGCAUCGGAAAGAAUUUGGCAAUAUUUGCAAGUGGGAUAUUAGUUGCUUGGAAGAUCUCCAGGAUACAUGA
Molecule: messenger RNA, 678 nt
Organism: Prosopis cineraria
Lineage: Eukaryota; Viridiplantae; Streptophyta; Magnoliopsida; Fabales; Fabaceae
Product: (+)-gamma-cadinene synthase-like
Exons: 4
Coding region: 34-678 (214 amino acids)
Molecular function (GO): terpene synthase activity
Source: RefSeq, a predicted model, not a curated record